Molecule: messenger RNA, 7435 nt
Organism: Punica granatum (pomegranate)
Lineage: Eukaryota; Viridiplantae; Streptophyta; Magnoliopsida; Myrtales; Lythraceae
Source: RefSeq, a predicted model, not a curated record
AUGCCCCGUUCUUCUCGUACAGGUGAAAUUAUCUUUGAUCCAGAGAUCGAGAAGACCGCAAGGGCGAAUCGAAGAGCCAAAAGGCUAGCCGACGGGCUCGUGGAGCCAACCUCUUCUUUCGACGACAGUGAGAGUGAAGAAGAACAAGAAUUGACUGCAACCACAAUGGCUAGAGAACGAACAUGGAGGGAGCUAGCAGCUCCUGACUUGAACCAACAACCAUUGUGUAUUACAUACCCAGAAACAGAGGCCGCCUUCGAGCUGAAAUCAGGGCUGAUACACCUUUUACCUACCUUCCACGGACUUUCAGGAGAGGACCCACAUAGGCACCUCAAGGAGUUCCACACCGUGUGCUCCACGAUGAAACCCCGAGGGGUGACAGAGGAGCAGAUUAAGAUGAGAGCUUUUCCUUUUUCCUUAGCUGACAAGGCCAAGGAUUGGCUCUAUUACUUACCGCCGGGGUCCAUCGCUACAUGGAACGAUCUGAAGAGACAAUUUAUCGAAAAAUUCUUCCCAGCUUCGAGGCUAGGCACCAUCAGAAAGCAAAUCGGUGCCAUUCAACAAUUCUCGGGCGAGACGCUAUAUGAAUAUUGGGAGCGGUUUAAUCAACUCUGCGAGAGCUGCCCCAAUCAUCAGAUCUCAGACCAGCUCCUGCUCCAGUAUUUCUAUGAGGGUUUGCUCCCUAUGGAUAGAACCUUAUUAGAGGCAGCAAGUGGAGGAGCAUUAGAGGAUAAAACGUUACGUGAAGCUCGAGAUUUGAUCUCUAGAAUGGCAGCUCAUUCUCAAAAAUUUGGAGGUAGACAAGAUUCAGUUCCCAGUAGAGUGAACGAGGUGGGAAGCUUGAGCCUAGAGGGCCAGAUAUCAGAAUUAACAACUUUGAUGAAGCAAGUGGUAUUGGGCCAAGUACAAAACACCAAGAAAUGCGGCAUAUGCUUCCUCCAAGGCCACGCCACCGACGCUUGCCCACAGCUACAAGAUGAACCUGAUCCGCAAGCAAAUGCCAUUAGCGGGUUCUCAAAUCAGCAAAGGCGGUACGAUCCAUACUCCAAUCAGUACAAUUCGGGAUGGAGAGAUCACCCCAAUUUGAGAUAUGGACAGCAGAAUCAGCAGACACCACCACAAGCUUUCAGAUAUAAGAAACCCGAUCCUCCACAUAACCAGGAAUCAAACUCUUUGACAUCAUUGGAAGACAUCGUCAAGAGCUUAGCAACUAGCACCCUUUCAUUUCAAAAAGAGGCAAGGGCGAGCAUUCAAAAUCUGGAGAAACAAAUGUCUCAACUUGCCACCACCGUAAGCAAACUAGAAGGUGCGAAAGGGAAGCUACCAUCCCAAACGGAAAUAAACCCAAGGGAGAAUGCAAGUGCAGUCACGCUAAGGAGUGGGAAGGUGUUGGAACCUGCAGUUCCUUCUAAAAAUCGGGCACAAGACAAAAUUGAUGAGGGUGAAACAAAGAAAGAGAAGUCGGUCGACGAGACGAAGGAAGACAUCAUUAACACUCCCAUCCAAAAGAUAGUCAUUCCUCCACCAUUCCCAAGUCGAUUCGCGAGAGCUAAGAAAGAGGAAGCGGAACAAGAAAUUCUCGAGACCUUCCGGAAGGUAGAAGUGAACAUUCCUCUACUCGACGCGAUCAAACAAGUGCCCAGAUAUGCUAAGUUCCUCAAGGAAUUAUGCACCAACAAGAGGAAACUGAGUAAGGGCGAAAAAAUAAGUGUAGGGGAGAAUGCAUCGGCCGUCAUCCAAAGGAAAUUGCCACAAAAGUGCAAGGAUCCAGGUAUGUUUACCAUUCCAUGCACUAUAGGUGAGAAAAGAAUUGAGAAGGCCAUGCUAGAUCUAGGUGCAUCCAUAAAUGUCAUGCCUUUAUCCAUUUACAGGACUUUGAAUUUAGGGCCUUUGAAGGACACUAAAAUUAUCAUUCAGCUUGCUGAUAGGUCUAAUUCAUACCCAGAGGGAAUGAUUGAAGAUGUGUUAAUUAAGGUCAAUGAAUUCAUCUUUCCCGUAGACUUUUAUAUCAUUGACAUGGGUGACAAGCACAAUUCUAACUCGUCACACAUUUUGCUUGGAAGGCCAUUCAUGAAAACGGCCCGAACAAAAAUCGAUGUGCAUAAUGGGACACUUUCUUUAGAAUUUGAUAAAGAAACGAUUACAUUCAACAUAUUCGAUGCUAUGAGACAUCCAGAUACUUUGGAAUCUAUAUCUUGUGUUGAUGUAAUUGAUUCGUUUGUUCGAGAUGUGGCAGAACAGAUUUUUGUGCAGGAAGAGGUCGAUUGGGCAAUCCAACAAAACAAGGAUUAUGAUGCCCAAUGGGAAGAAGAUGGAAGAGCAAAAGAUUCAAUUCAGCCUUUAAAAUCACUUAUAGAUGUGUCGAGAAGGUUUGAAAGUUCAGUUUUACCAUUACCGACUUCCACCGAUCGGCUUCUCCCUUCUAUUGUGCAGGCCCCCAAGUUAGAAUUGAAGAAGCUUCCAGAGAAUUUGAAGUACGUUUAUUUGGGUGAAAAGGAGACCUUACCAGUCAUCAUCUCAAAGGAACUAACAAAGGUACAAGAAGAACAACUAAUUCAGGUUUUGAAAGAGAACCAAACCGCCAUUGGAUGGACGCUCGCAGACAUCAAAGGCAUAAGUCCCUCUGUGUGUAUGCACCGAAUCUUAUUGGAGAAAGAUGCACAACCAAAGCGAGACCCACAGAGGAAGCUUAAUCCAACAAUGAAGGAAGUCGUUAUGAAGGAAAUACUUAAGCUCCUGGACUUAGGAAUUAUCUACCCCAUAUCUGACAGUCAAUGGGUAAGUCCGAUACAUGUGGUUCCUAAGAAAACAGGACUCACCUUGGUGAAAAACGAGCGGGGUGAGUUGGUUCCGACAAGAGUGCAGAACGGGUGGCGAGUGUGCAUUGACUACCGAAAACUUAAUGCGGCUACUAGGAAAGAUCACUUUCCUUUGCCUUUUAUCGAUCAGAUGCUUGAAAGGCUAGCUGGUAAGUCAUACUUCUGUUUUCUCGAUGGGUAUUCGGGAUAUUACCAAAUAGUGGUAGCACCAGAAGACCAAGAGAAAACAACUUUUACCUGUCCGUUCGGUACUUUUGCUUAUCGUCGUAUGCCUUUUGGAUUGUGUGAUGCCCCUGGAACAUUUCAACGUUGUAUGAUGAGUAUCUUUUCUGACAUGAUAGAAAACUGCAUAGAAGUGUUCAUGGAUGAUUUUACAGUCCAUGGUGAUUCUUUUGAUCGUUGUUUAGCUAACUUGUCCAAGGUCUUGCACCGUUGUAUUGAGUCGAACCUAGUACUUAACUAUGAGAAAUGCCAUUUUAUGGUGACUCACGGUAUAGUUCUAGGUCAUGUGAUAUCUUCUAGAGGCAUUGAAGUUGAUAAAUCCAAGGUUGAUCUAAUUUUAAAUCUGCCAUACCCAUCUAACAUUCGAAGUAUUCGAAGUUUUCUUGGCCAUGCAGGUUUCUAUCGGCGAUUUAUAAAGGAUUUUUCAAAGAUAGCUCAACCAUUGUGUCAUUUACUUCAGAAGGACACUGAUUUUGUAUUCGGAAAGAAUUGCAGGGAAGCGUUCGAUAAGCUCAAGGAGCUCCUUACAUCAGCUCCAAUCAUCCAACCACCUGACUGGAAGCUCCCUUUCGAAAUCAUGACCGAUGCAAGCGACUACGCUAUAGGAGCUGUUUUGGGGCAACGAAUGGAUAAACGCAGCCAUGUGAUCUAUUAUGCCUCCAAAACCUUGGAUGCAGCGCAGCGCAACUACUCGACCACAGAGAAGGAGCUUUUGGCCAUUGUAUUUGCAUUAGAAAAGUUUCGAUCAUAUCUGCUAGGAUCGAAAAUUGUUGUGUUUACUGAUCAUGCUGCACUUAAGUUCUUAUUGGCCAAGAAAGAGUCCAAACCUCGGUUAAUUCGUUGGAUCCUUUUGCUGCAGGAAUUUGACUUAGAGAUCAAGGAUAGGAAAGGAUCUGAGAACUCUGUGGCAGACCACCUGAGCCGACUUGUGCGAGAUGAGGAACCCCUUCCUAUCUCCGACUCCUUCCCAGAUGAACACCUCUUUCACGUGCAAGGAGAAGAACCCUGGUAUGCCGAUUUGGUAAACUUCAUUGUAACAGGUACAUUUCCCCCUGGAUUAACUAAGGCAAGACGGAACAAGCUGCGUAGUGACUCUAGAUAUUACAUAUGGGAUGAACCAUAUUUAUGGAAGUUGUGUAGCGAUCAAGUCAUACGUCGUUGUGUUCCCAACAAUGAGAUUCAUUCCAUCCUAGCACAUUGUCAUUCAUAUGCAUGUGGUGGGCAUUUUGGGCCCAAGAGAACAGCUAGGAAAAUUAUGGAUAGUGGAUUCUAUUGGGAAACGUUGUUCCGUGAUGCACAUGGAUUUUGUAAGGGUUGUGAAAGGUGUCAAAGAGUCGGGAAUAUAUCUCGUAGGAACGAGAUGCCUCAAGUGCCCAUGCUAUUUUGUGAAGUUUUCGACGUUUGGGGCAUGGAUUUCAUGGGACCUUUUCCUAGUUCAUUUGGUUUCAACUACAUUUUGCUUGCCGUUGAUUAUGUCUCUAAAUGGGUUGAAGCAAAAGCUACUCGGACUAACGAUGCUAAAGUUGUUGUAGGAUUCUUGAAGUCUAACAUCUUUAGCAGGUUUGGAAUUCCACGAGCCAUCAUAAGCGAUCAAGGAACCCACUUUUGCAAUCGCUCCGUCGAAGCAUUGAUGAAGAAGUAUGGAGUCCAUCACCGUGUAGCCACCACGUACCAUCCUCAAUCCAAUGGCCAAGCCGAGGUGUCCAACCGGGAAGUUAAGAGCAUUUUAGAGAAGACGGUCAACCCAUCAAGGAAGGAUUGGAGUUUGAGAUUGGAUGAUGCGCUUUGGGCCUACAGAACUGCGUAUAAAACUCCAAUAGGUAUGUCACCGUACCGUUUGAUUUUUGGGAAGCUUUGUCAUUUACCGGUUGAAAUUGAGCACAGAGCCUUUUGGGCGGUCAAACAAUGCAAUAUGGAUUUGAGGCGUUCCGGUGAGGAAAGAAAAUUCCAGUUGCAAGAACUGGAGGAAAUCCGCCUUGAGGCAUACGACAAUGCAGCCAUGUAUAAGGAACGCGCUAAAUUGCUUCAUGACAAGGUACUCCUUCGGAAGGAUUUCUCCAUUGGCCAAAAGGUAUUACUCUUUGAUUCAAGAUUGAAACUCAUGCCCGGUAAGUUACGUUCCCGGUGGAAAGGUCCUUUUGUGGUUUAUAAUGUGUUAUCUAAUGGGGUUAUUGAAAUUCAAAACUUGGAGACGAACCAAAUUUUCAAGGUGAAUGGACAUCGAUUGAAACCUUUUGUCGAGAAUUUUGCAGUGUCUCUAUUGGAAGAAAUGCGUUUAUCGCACCCCAUCUACAUGGAUUAGCAGGUCAACGGCAUCGUCGAGCUAACGACAUUAAACUAGCGCUAAUUGGGAGGCAACCCAAUCUUGAAUUUUCCAUUUUAUUUUAGUUUCCCUUAUUUUAUUUAUUUAUUUUUUUUUUUACGCGGACACAUUGCACUGAUCGAGUCUUAUCCGAUUCUCUAGGAACACAGUCCACUUCCUACCUCUUCACUACUGCCGCAGCGCUUAACUCUCCAGCUACCCAUGGCGAUCCAACACCCGCACUUGGACCGCUACGAGAAAGAACAGAGGCACCAAGGUCGGAUGUUGGAACGCAUCCCUAUCACCGUCACCACAGCCCCACCAGUCGUAGGGGAGUCUUGUUCCUCUUUCUUUUACUUUGUGUAUCUCAUUCUGUUUUAUAGUUUGUGUUUGCAUCUUGCAUAUUGUGUUGUGUUGUCCACAUGGAGGACCAUUUGCGUCUUAAGUGUGGGGGGUUUUAUUCUAUAUGCAUAUCACUUACAUCUCAUUGACAUUCACAUGUUGCAUUCUAGAUAGUUGCAUACUCAUGACAUUUGCAUGAUAGGGACCCCCAUAUGAUUAGCAAGAUUAUACAUGUUUGAGUGAGAUUAGCUAAGUCAUGUGAUAGAUGAAUUGCCUAAGAGAAUUAGCCCAUAGCUCGAGUUGUGAAUCCGGUACCGAAGCGUGUUGAUACAGUAAUAAAAAAAAACACCUAUGUGAGGUCUUGGGCCAAUGAUUGAUACACCUCUCUAUCAAUCAAUUUUUUUGAUUGAAUGUGUCAUUUCAUGAUUAAGUACUCUAGAACUUGCUUGGAAUCUUGUUGAAAUUUGUUUAAUUGCAAGCAUGGAAAUGAUGAAGGCAUAGGAUUAUCGAUUGAGCCAAACAACCUGCCCAUCAUGUUUAUCCCCUUAGUGAACCCCUUUGAGCCUUGGUGACGUAAGCCUUUCCUUUCUUCAUCCAUAUUGCCUUAUCCUAAACUAUGCACAAGACGUCUUUUUAGAAAAACCAUGUUCCUUUUUUCUUCAUGAUCAUAAGGAAAGUCGAGCAUUUAGCUUAGAUGAAUGGGGGAAAUGAGUGGUGAAUAUUUCGUGUGCGAGAACAAUGAGAUGAAGUUAUUUAUUCAAAAAAAAAAUUAAAAAAAAAAAAAGAAAAAGAAAAGAAAGAAGGGCUGUAAAAAAAAAGAAGAAGAAGAAAGAAAGGCUGCAAAUGAAAAUGAUCAAAAGAAAGAAGAAAAAAAGGUGCUCAUCCAUAUCGGUAUCAAUUGCACAUCAUCAUGGGAUCUGGAAUAUAGGGAGAAAUGUGUUAAUUUGUUUGAAUCGUGUUCUAGUAGUCUAAAUGCUCUGCUUUUCUUAUGGUUGUCUUGUGCUUAUAUGAACCUGAAUUUUUCCACCUCUUUUUGUCCAAGCUACAUUACAUUCAGAAAAAAGUCCUUCAGAUUCAUGUCUUGCAAGUUAUUUAUAAUGGAGAUGAGAUGUAAAAGCAAGCUUAUGGUAGUGCAUGCUCAUGAAAUUGGAUUUGAGUGACAAACACAUAGCCUAAACACUUGAGAGAGAGCGCAUACACAUCCCUAGUGAGGAUUUACUAUGUCAACAUGUUAGGCGACGUUUCUUGGAGUAAGAGGGAAGUUCAUUUAUGCAAUUUUAUGCUCUCAAAUGAUUUAGUUGUAUACUCAUUUGGGUAUGUAUCGUCUUGUUAAUACUGGGGAGCUAGAUUUUUCUUUGAUAUCUUACUCGAGGACGAGCAAUGUUUAAGUGUGGGGGAAUUUGAUAAGAGAGGAUUUGUCCAUGAAAUGGGUAAAAUUUAGACUCGGUUUUAUGUUGUUUUCAUGGUAUCUGAUGCUUGGAUGACGAUUUAUAGGAAAAUUGUCCAAGAAAAGAAUUGAAGGCAAUUUGAUGCAUGUUCGGGAUGAAUUGGAGACCAUUGAAGUAUCUAGAUGGAACUUGCAAGGAUACAAGGACUUCUGGUUAGUGGUGCACCACGUGCACAACCGAUCCGAGAGGGAGUUUAGAAUCAAUUCUCGAUUUAUUUGCAAAUCUUAGAAUUCCCUUUCAGUUACAAUGGGAGUUUUUUAGGAAAUCUUUAAGAUAUGUUCAUUAUUUGUUUCCUAUUUUUG